AUCUCCUACUUCGGCCACCAAAAUGGAAGAAAAUGCCAACACCAGCUUCGAAGAAGAUUUUGAAGGACAGGCAACACACACAGGGCCCAAAGGCGUGAUUAAUGACUGGAGGAAGUUUAAAUUAGAAAGUGAAGAUCGAGACUCCUUAUCCUUAAGCAAGAAAGAAAUUCUUAGACAAAUGUCUUCACCACACAGAUCAUUCAGUAAAGAUGACAAAGACACCAGAGAGAGAUUCUGCCGUAAGAUGAGCAUGCAGGAAUAUGAAUUAAUUCAUGAUGAGCAAGAAGAUGAAAAUUGCCUACAAAAAUACCGCAAACGCUGCAUGCAGGAUAUGCACCAGCGGCUGAGUUUUGGGCCAAAAUAUGGUUAUCUGUGUGAGCUGCAGAACGGGGAACAGUUCCUGGAAGCCAUUGAGAAAGAACGUAAAACCACUACAGUCAUCGUCCACAUUUAUGAAGAUGGCAUCAAGGGCUGUGAUGCUCUCAACAACAGCUUGAUCUGCCUGGCGGCCGAGUAUGCUACCGUGAAGUUCUGCAAGAUCAAGGCCUCCAACACAGGGGCCGGAGACCGCUUCUCAAAUGAAGUGCUUCCCACUCUACUUGUCUAUAAGGGUGGGGAACUUCUGAGCAAUUUCAUUAGCAUUUCUGAACAAUUCAAUGAGGAGUUUUUUGCUGUGGAUGUGGAGUCUUUCCUAAAUGAGUAUGGGCUGCUACCUGAAAGGGAGCUUCCAGCACUGGGAAAUGGCAACACGGAUGAGCAAGAAGUUGAGUAA
Molecule: messenger RNA, 772 nt
Organism: Melopsittacus undulatus (budgerigar)
Lineage: Eukaryota; Metazoa; Chordata; Aves; Psittaciformes; Psittaculidae
Gene: PDC
Product: phosducin
Exons: 3
Coding region: 23-772 (249 amino acids)
Biological process (GO): regulation of G protein-coupled receptor signaling pathway
Cellular component (GO): photoreceptor outer segment
Source: RefSeq, a predicted model, not a curated record